Molecule: messenger RNA, 2988 nt
Organism: Notolabrus celidotus (New Zealand spotty)
Lineage: Eukaryota; Metazoa; Chordata; Actinopteri; Labriformes; Labridae
Gene: vsnl1a
Product: visinin-like 1a
Exons: 4
Coding region: 297-872 (191 amino acids)
Molecular function (GO): calcium ion binding
Source: RefSeq, a predicted model, not a curated record
CUCCUCCUCUCAGUGUAUCAGCAGCAGUGUGUGUUCAGCAGCAUCAUCCUACGGACCCCCCCCGCCGCUUUACUAUUAGUCGAGUCUGACUUUUCUUUCGCAAAAACAAAAUAAUAAACCCACUUUUUAAAGAAUAAAACGAAACGCACGGCCGAAAUAUUAAAGCUGAUAGUGGAAGAAGAGCAAAUUCAGACGGUAGAAUCGCUUCUUUUUCAGUCCUCCCAGUCCCAGGGUUUUUCUGACCACUUCAGACAGCAGACCGGACUUCUCCCGUGGACUCACUCUCGUAAGGCAAAAUGGGGAAACAGAACAGCAAGCUGACCCCUGAAGUGAUGGAGGAUCUGGUGAAGAACACAGAGUUUAACGAACACGAGCUCAAGCAGUGGUACAAGGGUUUCCUGAAGGACUGCCCCACCGGCCGCCUCAACCUGGAUGAGUUCCAGCAGCUCUAUGUCAAGUUCUUCCCUUACGGUGAUGCCUCCAAGUUCGCUCAGCACGCCUUCAGGACCUUCGACAAGAAUGGGGAUGGUACCAUCGACUUCAGAGAGUUCAUCUGCGCGCUGUCCAUCACAUCACGAGGAAGCUUCGAGCAGAAACUCAACUGGGCCUUCAACAUGUACGACCUGGACGGAGACGGCAAGAUCACACGGGUGGAGAUGCUGGAGAUCAUUGAGGCGAUCUACAAGAUGGUUGGCACUGUGAUCAUGAUGAAAAUGAAUGAGGACGGCCUGACGCCUGAGCAGCGGGUGGACAAGAUCUUCUCCAAGAUGGAUAAGAACAACGAUGACCAGAUCAGUCUGGAGGAGUUCAAAGAGGCGGCCAAGAGCGACCCGUCCAUCGUAUUACUGCUGCAGUGUGACCUCCAGAAAUAGGCCGGAGGGCGAGCAGACCGCUCCACCAGCCGCCACGGACUGCACAGAAAGAAUUUCAUGUUCCAUUCAGUUUGCAGCUAUUUCCACUGAAAAAAAAUAUAUGCUUGGACUACCUUUCAAUGGAUCUGCUUCUUGUGUUUGAAACACUCGUGUGCAUGAGAAUGUUAUUUGCUAUAAAAAGAUUUACACACAACAUACAAGAGUGUGCGGGUGGAAGGGUGCAGGUGCACACUAACACAACACAACAAACACACAUUAACACACACAGACACACACACACACACACACACACACACACACACACACACACACCUCUCACUACAUAUGAACACCUUGCACAAAUAAUAUAUAUAGAUACAGUAUAUAAAUAUGAAUAUAUAUUUAAAUUAUUCAAAGAUCAACUGCCAAAAUGUGAAGUGUGCAAAGUAUUUUCCAUAAAGUUUCAUUCUGGAGCUUGCGCAUCAGUGAUGUGCUACGUUGAAUUUGCCGCUACUCUAUUUAUUGUUCCGAGUUUACUGAUGCUAGCUGUAUGUGUUUCAUAAUACUGAGUAAUGUCAACUGAACCAAAUUCCUAUGAUAAUGUAUCUGCCUCCGAGAAGACACUCUAUCCAUCGUCUUGACUAUUACCUAGAAGAGAUGGAUUAGCAUUUGUCCAACUUUUCCUUCCAAUACAUGCUCGUACUGUCAGUAAGGACAAUGUAAACGUAGUUAAUUUGCAUGCCUUUAGGUUCUGCCUUAAAAUUCUCCUCAUUUUGCAUCCUGUGAUUGCAGACAGAACGCCUUAUCAAAGCAGCGCGGCGACACUCGAGAGGAGCUGUGACAAAAAGAGUUUUACCGGAUAGGGAGAAAAUAGGUCCUUCUACAAGUAUUGUCAUUUGGGAUGUAAUUUUUGUGACCCGUCGAAUUCUUCUUCUUUUCUUUUUUUCUUUGACUGCUUUUGCUGUGGGAGCAUGUUUCCUUGUAGACUAGCUGUAGUGUAUGUUGCUACAAACCUAAACCCUGCCCCUCUGCAUUUACACACACCAUCUCAUGACGAUUUAGCAGAUGUUGACUGUGGAGGAAUCCAUCAUCAUGAAACAGUAUCAGAAAUAAAAGAGAUAAAUUGAUUAGAGGCAAGUGAGAUCAAGCAUUUACAACAUGACUCUCAGGAGAAUGAACAAAGGCUCCUUUAGCUGGAGAUAAUUAGAUCACAAAGAAAAACUAAGUAUUCAUCUGUAGCUGUAGAGCAGUGUUAUCAGACUAAGUCAUAACCUUUAAUGUACUUCACACACACACAUCUUCUUUUUUCCAACUAGCCUGCAGAUUGCAUAUCACUAAGAUAAACUCAGAGGAGUGUGUUUAAGACUCUCUGGCAUUAUAGAGGAGAACAAACAAGGCCCGCGCAGCAUUUUAACUUUCUUGUCUGUCUUUUUCAGUGGAAGUAAAUGAGUGCUAAAGUUGUGAGAGGAGCAGUGAAUGGCGUUUCAUUAAACACUGUAACCAGUAGAGGACAGUCCGUAUGUAAAGCCAUGUGUUUAGUAGGUUAAACUAUUCGCCCUUAACAACCCUGGAAGUGUUUCUCUUUUACCAAUCAGCCAAUCUUUUUGUACUUUUUUACUCCCCUCUCUCACACAUUUUACACGCUCUAAUGCAUUGGAAAUGUAGAGAAGUUCAGUGAAGUGUGGUGCCUCCGUAACACGAUCCAAAAUAGACCUCAACGCCACCUUUUAACUUUGAAUCAGUUAACCUGGUCCUGUCUGAAAGCGCUGCAGACCCUUAACAACUCGCAUUAAUGCUGCUUGUGCUUUAAACACUAAGUGGGGCUACAGGAGGCCAAAGGAGAUUUAAUAAGUCAUAAUUCAGUAUUGCAAUAAAGAUCGAGCAUGCUAGUCCAUUGUCAUCUCUCUGCAGUGUGGCUUGUCCCCUGUCACUUUGUAAUCUGAACUUCUUUACAUCUUUGGCCAGACAAUGUUUCUAAUUCCAACUCUGUUAUUACUAUUAUUGCUAUCAAGAUACCAAAUGUAAGCAAAGGCAACCGUGUACAAGGAUUCUUUUGUAGCAUGUAUUGUGUCCCUGACGACAUGGCUGCACUACUCCCUGUGUUGUGAUUUAAUCUAAUAAAAGGAACUCUAUGGGC